AUGUCAAAUGUCCGUCGGAGGGUUGUCGUCUCGCAUCGUUCCGGUACUGCACGCCGAGGUCCUGCGCCCUCCACUAAGCGGGGGAUCUCUCGGAAAAAGAAAUCUACCGCUAAACCCCAAGGAUUAUACGUUUAUCAUGAGCCCCAGUUUUCUCCUAAUCCGCUCCCUCUCUGCGAAACAGUAUCUAUAACAACUCUGCAUGUAAUUCGGAUAGACAUGAAUCUAGUAGGGCUUCCUGAGGGAGAAAAGCGUUUCGUGAUGAAUCUCCUGAAGCAGCGUGAAGAGCUACAAGAUCUCUACUUUAAACGACUACAGAUGGUCAAGCAAUAUUUAAACGAGUACAACCACUGUCACAAGUAUCGUGAGAUGCUUCAACAGUGCGCACGACAGCAGUUUAUAGAACCUCGGGAUGCACCAAACCUUAGUGCCAACUUACGGCCCCUUUCUGAAGAAUCUGUUGAUACAUUUAUUGGAGUGCUAACGCGGUAUAGUUAUUACACAGUUCGCUUGAUUUCACUGAUCCAUUAUCUCCGUAAGGAGCUGGAUGCACCCGUGGGACUACCCCAAUUAGCGCCUGUCCAAAGCAUUUAUCAAUCUGAGUGGUACCGUCUUGUACGAGACAAUACUCUUUAUGCUCCAGGCAUCGCAGAAAAGAUAUUCUACCUUGCGAGGUUUUGUGGCAGCGCAGGUUCCGUUGUAGACGCUCGGAGACAAAUUCACGAUUACAUGAGAGACCAUUCAACACAAAUAGCCAAGAAAGGCAACAAAUUCGGAUUGUAUCAGGAUCCCUUUACUGACUUCUAUCUUAGACUUCUGCUUAACGCCCCAUAUAGCACCUUGAAUGAACAGCAGGGGUACACAUCGGUAACUACAUCAUCCCUGUCUCCUCCUCGAACGGAUGGCACGGUAGAGCUAAACACUCGUCCGAUCCCAGAUCUUAUUACCCGGUGGAACGCAUAUUUGUGGUCUCAUCCAAGUGCUUACCUUCCUAAGGAGCGGAUGAACUCCUUACAAUUUCGGCCCCUGACGGGCUCUGAGUGCCUGCAGUUUAUAGCUAACGAGGAGCAGACCCUCUCGAAAUAUGUGUAUGAACGCAGAGGAGACAAGGCGUUUGUCAAUAAGAACAUGAGCCUGCGGACAGUUAUAAUCCCUAUAGACCCCGCAGCUGAAUAUCGAGAGGCAUAUCUAGUUGAUACAACUACAGAAGUAUAA
This is a messenger RNA of Giardia duodenalis, 1212 nucleotides long. RefSeq lists its product as uncharacterized. The record is from RefSeq and is a predicted model, not a curated record. NCBI's taxonomy places the organism in Eukaryota, Fornicata, Diplomonadida, Hexamitidae. The coding region runs from base 1 to 1212 and encodes 403 amino acids. The transcript has a single exon.